This is a messenger RNA of Macrosiphum euphorbiae (potato aphid), 327 nucleotides long. The record is from the annotation of a GenBank genome assembly. NCBI's taxonomy places the organism in Eukaryota, Metazoa, Arthropoda, Insecta, Hemiptera, Aphididae.
AUGUUUGGGGAAUCUGUGGAAAAUAUGGAAUCUCACCUCGAAAAACUUAAAAAACAGGGUAAUCCUAUUCAACCGUUUAUUCUUGUUAUUGGAACCGUUUUUAAUAUUAAAGAAAUAUUAGUUUAUUUUGAUUGUGUAAAGUAUAAGGUACAUUCAAUUUUAAGAGCAAUUGAAGUUUGUUACAAAAUAUUUCAAUUAUUCAAUCUACAAUAUCCUUCAGCAUCAUUAGUUGUAUGGUUGUUUAUUCAGAAAUAUUUUUUUAAUUACUCUUCAAUUUAUGAUAUACCUGACCCUAAACUAACACAAAUAUUAUCUGAAUUAAAUUAA